AUGGCACACGAGAUUUAUGGAAAUUUGUAUAGCAAUGUCCAAACAGUCAGUGGAGGCAUAUAUCAAACAGAACCAGGUGGUGAAGAAUCAUUUCUGCGGAAGGUUAUCACUCCUAUUUAUGAGGUCAUACGCAAGGGACAUGACCAAGUUAUUGCUGGAAAGAGGAAGCCUAAGACAAAUUUUGUUGAAGUCCGUACAUUUUGGCAUCUUUAUAGAAGUUUUGACCGAUUGUGGGUAUUCUUUAUAUUAGCUUUGCAGGCCAUGGUGAUCAUUGCAUCGCACCGUGAUGGAGCUCUUGAUGCAAUUUUCGAUGAGGGUGUUUUUAAAAGCAUUUUGAGCAUUUUCAUCACUUCUGCUGUUCUUAAUUUUCUGCAAGCUACUCUAGAUAUUGUUCUUAGUUGUGGCGCCUGGAGGAGCUUGAAAUGUACCCAGAUACUUCGUUACCUCCUGAAAUUUGCAGUUGCAACCCUUUGGGUUGUAAUCCUGCCAAUUGGUUAUUCUAGAUCAGUUCAAAAUCCAACGGGACUUGUGAAAUUUUUCAGUACAUUGGGAGGGAACUGGCGUUACCAGCCAUUUUAUAACUAUUGCGUUGCAGUUUACUUGAUACCCAACAUAUUGGCUGCCCUACUAUUUCUGCUUCCACCUUUGCGGAAACGUAUGGAGCGUUCAAACUGGCGUAUUAUCAGUCUCCUUAUGUGGUGGGCUCAGCCAAAGCUUUAUGUUGGAAGAGGCAUGCAUGAGGAUAUGUUUUCCCUUCUUAAGUAA
This is a messenger RNA of Ilex paraguariensis (yerba mate), 765 nucleotides long. The record is from the annotation of a GenBank genome assembly. NCBI's taxonomy places the organism in Eukaryota, Viridiplantae, Streptophyta, Magnoliopsida, Aquifoliales, Aquifoliaceae.